This is a messenger RNA of Labeo rohita (rohu), 2698 nucleotides long. Its product is annotated as gastrula zinc finger protein XlCGF52.1-like. NCBI's taxonomy places the organism in Eukaryota, Metazoa, Chordata, Actinopteri, Cypriniformes, Cyprinidae. The record is from RefSeq and is a predicted model, not a curated record. The transcript has 3 exons. Bases 102 to 1355 code for a protein of 417 amino acids.
CCGCGCUGCUGCGUCUGAUUCAGCUGAAGAAAGCAGUGUCCAGACGUGCAGAAAAACACUUGGUGAAGCAACUGAGAUCCACGUGACAUACUAUUAUAAAGAUGGAGUUUAUUAAAGAGGAGAGUGAAGAUGUGAGAAUUGAAGACAAAUUCGGAGUGAAACAAGAAAGUACCGAGGAACAAACAGCUGAGAUGCUGCUGAAAGAGGAAGAUAAAAUGGGACGAAAUGAUCAGUAUGAGAAACAUCAUGAUUUCAUUACUGGAGAAAAAACAUUUAGUUGCUUACAGACUGAGAAGACCUCACUUAAAAGAAAUCAAAAGACGGGACCGAAAAGUUCUUCCACAUGCCAGCAGUGUGGAAAAAGUUUCAGUCGAAAUGGAAGCCUUAAAAUCCACAUGCGAACUCACACCGGAGAGAGUCCUUUCACCUGCCAACAGUGUGGGAAAAGUUUCACUCAGAAAGGAAGCCUUAAAAUCCACAUGCGAAUUCACAACGGAGAGACUCCUUUCACCUGCCAACAGUGUGGAAAAAGUUUCACUCAAAAAGGAAGCCUUAAUAUCCACAUGCGAAUUCACACUGGAGAAAGCCCUUACACAUGCCAAGAAUGUGGAAAGAGUUUCAUUCGUAAAGGAAGCCUUAAAAGCCACAUGACAAUUCACAGUGGGGACAAGCCUCACACAUGCCCUCAAUGUGGAAAGUGUUUUACACGUAAAGCAACCCUUAAUGCCCACAUGAAAAUUCACACUGGAGAGAGUCCUUACACCUGCAAACAGUGUGGGAAGACCUUCUCACAAAAAGGAAAUCUUAAGACUCACAUGAGAAUUCACACUGGAGAGAGGCCGUUCAUAUGCGGUCAGUGUGGAAAGAGAUUCAGAGGUAAAGUGAACCUUAAUUACCACUUAAGGAUUCACUCAAGACAGAACUGUUUUACAUGUCAUCAGUGUGGAAGAAGUUUCAAAGACAGAAGACACUUUAGGAAUCAUGUAAUAACUCACGCUGAAGAGAAGCCUUUCUCAUGCCAUCAGUGUGAAAAGAGUUUUACAUAUCAAACAGAACUGAAACGUCAUUCGCAAACUCAUCAUAGAAAGAAAGUGCAGUAUUCUGAAUGUGGAAAAAUGUUUAGAAAAAGGAGCAGUUUUAAAAAUCACCUGCACAUUCACUCUGGAGGAAGGCCAUUUAAUAGUGAUCAGCGUAAUAAAAAACGCAAUUUACCAUCACGCUUAAAGAUAGACCUCAAAAGCCAUGCAUAUGUUAGACCCUAUUUGUGUUCUGUGUGUGGAAAGAGCUUUAAAUGGCUCAGCCAUUUAAAAUGGCACCAGAAAAUACGUGUCUGUGUGAAACUGAGGUUACGUUAACACUGCAAUUGAUUGUGGGCCAAAUCUGAUUGUCCACCUUCAUGAUCUUUUUCAUCAUUCACCACUUGAGGAGACUUAGGGAGGUUUUCUGUUGUCUUGUCAUAUGUAUCAUAUGUACAUACAGUCAAACCAAAAUUUAUUCAGACACCUUCAACAUUUCUCACAUUAUCAGAGAUUAUUCGCAGUAGUAGAAAAUGGUAAUAAAAUAUGACUUUGAUAGAAAGGUAUGUAAUGGAUUACAAUCAACCAAAAAUUGUUCAGACAACUGUUAGUAUGACAAUAUUUACACAACUAUCAAUACUUUGUUGACCAAUUACUAAGCAAUGCUUAAUUUUGUUCAGUCUGUGAAUUAAAAAAAAAGUCACUUUAGCAAUUAAAUAAAAAACAAAGUGUCUGAAUAAUUUUUGUUCCCAAAUUUUUAUAAAUUUUACUGGUAGUCCUGUAUUUUUAUAUCUUCACUGACAUAAAUGAACUAUAGUGUCCUGCACACCCAAAAAAAUAUCAAAUAUGUGACCCUGGGCCACAAAACCAGUCUUAAGUAGCACAGGGAUAUUUGUAGCAAUAGCCAAAUAUGGUCAAAAUUCUUUCAAAAUGAUUGAUUUUUCUUUUAUGCCAAAAAUCAUUAGGAUAUUAAGUUAAGAUCAUGUUACAUGAAGAUAUUUUAUAAAUGUAAAACUUUAUUUUUGAUUAGGAAUAUGCAUUGCUAAGAAUUUCAUUUUGACAACUUUAAAGGUGUUUUCCUUAAUAUUUAAAUUUUUUCCACACUCAGAAUCCAGUUUUUUUUUUUUUUUAAGAUUUAUUUUUGGCUGUUUUGCCUUAAUUGUGGUAGAACAGAUCAUACAGGACAGGAAGUGAAGUGGGAGAGAGAGAAGGGGGCAGGAUCAGGAAAGGUCCUCGAGCUGGGAUUCGAACUUGGGACGCCCGUAGCGCAACGGCACUGGAUGUCGGCACACUGCACACAAGGCUAUCGGCUCCUACUGAAUCCAGAUUUUCAAAUAGUUGUAUCUCGGCCAAAUAUUGUCCUAUCCUGACAAACUAUACAUAAAUGGAAAUCUCAAAUCUCUGUGUCCAGAAAUUGACCCUUAUAACUGGUUUUGUGGUCCAGGGUAACAAAUUAUAUCUGGUGUCUGAAUAAUUUUUGGUUUGACUGUAUGUCUUGCACAUAUAAACUCCUGUAUUGGCAGUUGACAGUCUCCAUUCCUAUUGUUUCAAAUAUUGAGAGGUUGUAGUUGACACCCUCCAGUUUCAAUUGUAUGGUAGCAUUGAUUCAUUCAAUAUAAUGUAAACUCUGAUUUAGAAGAGUUAAACUUCUCUCUUGCUGUUAAAUGCCACAAUGUAAAUGA